Messenger RNA from Lutzomyia longipalpis, 1616 nucleotides. Its product is annotated as alpha-amylase A-like. The coding region runs from base 61 to 1545 and encodes 494 amino acids. Gene Ontology annotation, biological process: carbohydrate metabolic process. The transcript is spliced from 3 exons. The record is from RefSeq and is a predicted model, not a curated record. Lineage: Eukaryota; Metazoa; Arthropoda; Insecta; Diptera; Psychodidae. Gene Ontology annotation, molecular function: cation binding; alpha-amylase activity.
GAGUCGAGUGGAGAAAUUCAGUUAGUUCGUGCUACUCAAGCUGCUUUCUCUGGCUUUGUGAUGAAGUUCUGUGUUUUCCUCCUAUUGACCUUUGUGGCCCUGGCCAGGGGUCAAUUUGAUCCACAUUUUGUUUCCGGACGCAGUGGAAUUGUUCACCUUUUUGAGUGGAAAUGGGAAGAUAUUGCAGCUGAGUGCGAAAGAUUCUUGGGUCCAAAUGGUUUUGCUGGAGUCCAAGUUUCACCACCAAAUGAGAAUGUUAUCGUAACGAAUCGUCCAUGGUGGGAACGUUAUCAGCCCAUAUCUUAUAGGAUUGUAACGAGAUCAGGGAAUGAGCAACAAUUCGCAAACAUGGUCUACAGAUGCAACAAUGUUGGUGUUCGCAUCUACCCUGAUAUUGUGAUCAAUCACAUGGCUGCUUCUCAUCCAGUUAUGAUUGGAACUGGAGGGUCUACUGCUAACGUUGGAAACCGAGACUACCCAGCUGUGCCCUACAGCAUCCAUGAUUUCAACCCUUCAUGCCCUAUUACCAACUACAAUGAUCGCUAUCAAGUGAGGAAUUGUGAGCUAGUAGGCUUGCCAGAUCUCAAUCAAGGAGUUGCCUGGGUCAGGGAUAGAAUUGUUGAGUAUUUGGACAAUCUUGUGGCACUGGGUGUUGCUGGAUUCCGCGUUGAUGCAGCCAAGCACAUGUGGCCAGGUGAUCUGGAGAUCAUCUAUGGACGCGUAAGAGAACUGAAUGUAGUUCACGGCUUCCCAGUUCAUGCUAGACCAUUCUUCUUCCAAGAAGUCAUUGACUUGGGCGGUGAAGCUAUAUCCAAGAACGAAUACACGGGCUUUGGUGUUGUGACUGAAUUCAAAUUUUCCGCUGAAAUUGGUCGUGUCUUCCGUGGCAAUGAUCUUCUGCAUCACCUGUCCAAUUGGGGUGAAGCAUGGGGCUUCCUUCCAUCCAAUCGUGCUCUGGUGUUUGUUGAGAAUCACGACAAUGAACGCGGACACGGAGCUGGAGGAGACCAAAUCCUAACCUACAAAAAUGCUAAACAAUACAAAAUGGCCGUUGCUUUUACACUUGCGCAUCCAUUCGGAAUUCCACGUAUCAUGUCCUCCUUUGCGUUCACCAACACCGAAAUUGGUCCACCAAUGGAUGGGAAUCAGAAUAUUAUUUCUCCCAGUAUUAAUGCCGAUGGUUCGUGUGGCAAUGGAUGGGUUUGUCAGCACAGAUGGAGGCAGAUCUUCAAUAUGAUUCGCUUCCGGAAUGAAGCAGGAACAGCUGGACUUACAAAUUGGUGGUCAAAUGGAAGCCAGCAGAUUGCUUUUGCACGUGCCGGUCGGGCUUUUGUUGCCUUCAACAAUCAAGGAUCCAACAUGAAUGUAAAUCUUCAGACUUCCCUUCCUGGUGGAACGUACUGCGACGUUAUAUCGGGUAAUGUUUCCGGGGGAUCGUGUUCUGGGAAGACUGUUACAGUCAAUGGAGACGGAACUGCCAAUAUCGUCAUUGGAGCAGCUGAAGAAGAUGGCGUGCUUGCUAUUCACGUUGGUGCCAGAUUGUAAGAUUGUAAAGGAUAAACGAGAUUACUCCUGUUAAUAUUUCUGUAUUUGUUAAUAAAAUGAUUUUUUUGGAA